Trachemys scripta elegans is the source of this 4713-nucleotide messenger RNA. RefSeq names its product steroid sulfatase (gene STS). The coding region runs from base 131 to 1717 and encodes 528 amino acids. NCBI's taxonomy places the organism in Eukaryota, Metazoa, Chordata, Testudines, Emydidae. The record is from RefSeq and is a predicted model, not a curated record. The transcript has 10 exons. Gene Ontology annotation, molecular function: arylsulfatase activity.
AAUAGGAGCUUGUAGGUCUCCAGGCCAGAUUCAGUUAGUAGCAUCUCUCUCACUGGGGCCUCUUUACCCUGUCUCCCUGCCCAGUCAUUGCUGCUCCCCAACAAGUCUCACAGACCUGCACCCACCUGUAAUGUCUGGAAGCCACACCCUGUAUGUAGUUACUCAGGAUUCUUCUCUGCAGCUUCUGACUAGCCACUGCCACUGCCUCCCAAAAUCGCCCAGUCAAGUCCUAGUUCAGCAUCCUUCCUCCUACCUGGCCAGGAAGAAGAGGAUGCACAGUGGGAAGAGGAUGAUGGGAAAUUGUAAUUCAUGGAGGAAGAUGAGGAUCCUUGUACUUCUACUAUUUUAUCACUAUGCCACAAAGAAUGCCAAAAGUUACAGAACUUCAAAUCCUAACUUUAUUUUAAUCAUGGCUGAUGACCUUGGCAUUGGAGAUCUUGGAUGUUAUGGAAACAAAACUUUAAGAACCCACAAUAUUGACAAGCUAGCUAAAGGAGGAGUGACAUUUACUCAACAUAUAGCAGCAUCUCCACUGUGUACCCCAAGCAGAGCAGCUUUUCUGACAGGCCGAUACCCUGUCAGAUCAGGAAUGGCUGCAUUGUCAAACAUUGGUGUCUUCUUAUUUUCUGCCUCUUCUGGUGGACUUCCCACUGAAGAAAUAACUUUUGCGAAACUUUUGAAGCAGAAAGGUUAUUCUACAGCUCUUAUAGGAAAGUGGCAUCUUGGGCUGAACUGUAACAGCAGGGAUGACUUCUGUCAUCACCCCCUCAAUCAUGGAUUUGAUUACUUCUAUGGGCUCACCGUGACCAGUCUUAGAGACUGCAAACCAGGGGAAGGCAGUGUGUUUGUGGCAGGGGUUCGAGCAUACCUUGUCACUCCACUUCAGCUCAUCGGCAUUACCCUAAUCUCUUUGGAGGUGCUGUAUUAUAUUGGCCUCCUCAGAAUACCCCAUGGAGCACUGCGCUACUUCUUUUUAAUAUCUACAGUUUUAUUUGGACUUUUGCUCAUUUUCCUUUACACUUUUCGAUAUCUAAACUGCUUCUUGAUGAGGAACCACCAGAUUAUCCAGCAGCCACUGUCCUAUAAGAACCUUACUCAAAGAUUGACAGAAGAAGCUGUACAGUUUAUAGGAAGGAACACUGAUGCACCAUUUCUUCUUUUCCUGUCCUACCUUCAAGUCCACACUGCUCUAUAUGCAUCAAAGGAUUUCAAAGGAAAGAGCAAACAUGGCUUAUAUGGGGAUGCUGUAGAGGAAAUGGACUGGAGUGUAGGAAAGAUUCUGGAUGUGCUAGAGAAAUGGAAUUUGAAUGAUAAGACUCUUGUAUACUUCACAUCUGAUCAGGGGGCACACGUUGAAGAAGUCUCUAGCACUGGAGAAGUCCAUGGGGGGUAUAAUGGAAUUUAUAAAGGUGGAAAGGCUACAAACUGGGAAGGAGGUAUUCGUGUGCCAGGUCUUCUUCACUGGCCAGGAGUGGUACAGGCGGGUGUCCAUAUUGAUGAGCCUACAAGUAACAUGGAUAUAUUCCCUACAGUUGUUAAACUUGCAGGGAUACCAUUACCCAAAGACAGAAUUAUUGAUGGACAUGAUCUGAUGCCCUUGCUUCAAGGGAAAAUUCUCCGAUCCAAGCAUGAAUUUCUCUUCCAUUACUGUAAUGCAUAUUUAAAUGCAGUGCGCUGGCAUCCAGGAAACAAUUGGAUGAAGUCUCAAGAUAGAUAACUUCCUAUAUCAUGAGAGCAUAUGAAGUAGCCCAGGCUAUGUCUACUCAAGAGAUACAACUUCCUUCCACAAGAGCUCAGAAGACAUCAAUGGCAUUUUGAAAUGAUGUUUCUAUAUUACACAUGUUCAGGGUGGUCACUUGGUCCUUGUGCAUACUUUUGCAAACCACUAUGCCAUUACUACUGCCUCCAGAUCAGAUGCAAACUUUGGGAAGGCAAUCCUGCAGUCCUUCUUUAAAUAGACUCCAAGCCCCACCUCCUGCGAGUACUGCUUGAGAGUAAAUGGUAAUCUAUCUGUAACUGUUGUUCUUUGAGGUGUGAUGCAGAUGUGUAUGCCAUGGCCUGCCCUCUGUCCUCCUCUGUCUGUAUCAGAGUGUGUACUCCUGAAAUUCUUUACGGAGGAACUGAGGAGGGUGAGGCGGCACCUCUCUCAUAUGACCAGGGGAGGAGCUGCAGAUGCAGGGUAUGAGCGCCACCCCCAUGGGUACUGCAAGGCAAAGUUCUUCAGCUCUGGAGCAUGGUGUGAGCACACUCCCACAUGGAAUACAUAUCUGUAUCACAUUUUGAGAAACCACAGUUACAGAUAAGUAACCGUUUUUUGCUGGCACCCGAAGGGUCUGGCACACUAAAGGGGAUACUCCCAGGGGACUGGAUUCCAGGGGACCUGGGUUACUCCCAAGGGACUUUGGGGUAAGGACCAUCUUUUUGUUCUGUGUUUGUACAGCACCUUAGCACAAUGCAAUUCGGCUCCAUGACUAGGGCUGCUGCAAUCACAAAAUAAUUAGUAUUAAUUAAUAAUAGUAUAAGCCCUGUAAAUCCAUGCCAGGAUGGAUCUAGCAUGCCUAUCUGUGGAGGAAUCCUGGUGCUACAGCCAUAGCCUUAUUCUUUAUUCUAGUUGUUGAUUCCAUAGAGAAAAGGGUAUGUAGUAAUCCCUACAUCAAAUGAGACUUUACUAGCCAGAUGUCUUUAUAGAACAAAGAGAUUGUUAAUUACUGGGAGAUUAAUUUGAUCCUUGUGGCUAGCCCUCUGACAAAAUGAGAUUUUAUACCAGCUGAGAGAGGCAGAAAGAGUACUCUUCCUUUUAAUAUCCAGCCUUAUACAAUUUAUCAACUUUACAGAUUACAAGUCUGACAGCUCUUUAUGUCUACCAGCAUAUUAUAUUGGCUGUUCCACAGGCACAGGAUCUGAUAUGUUUUACUUUUUUAUAACGAUCUGGAAAUCAGUAGUUAGACUGCACUGCUGUCUUUCAGCAAUACAGCGAUGUUCCAGAAUCACACCAGAAUGCCACUGCAAUGAAAUGAAACAUCGUGAAACAAUAGCAGACUUUGCUCAGCUCAGUGUUUUGCCCAACACACCUGCUACACUAAGAAGCAGUGUAGCUGUUAAAUUAAAAUUAUUAUGAAGUGUUUAGAAAAGUAAGACUAGCCAAAGCCAGAAAAUUCAAAUGUAAUAUAGUGUCUCAUGUUCCAUCCUUAACUUAUGCAAUUGCAAGACAGUGAUUGCAAGCUGUGGCUGGGGUUUCAGUUUUAACACUGAAUGCCCUUAAUAUUGCUUGUUUGUAUUACAAACAGGGUGCUAUUUACUUAGUUUCCACGUCUUUUCUUUUUUUGCAAACAUAUGUAUUUACUUGAGCUACCCUAAAUAAAGGCUUUUAUUAUUCAGGACACUCUACUUAAUAUUUGUAUGGCUAAAUCCUUGAACUGGCAUCAGGCUAUGGUGCCCAACAAUGAUAGAAUUGGCUGCAGAUUUCUUUUCAAUGUCAUUCUGCACAAAUGCGCCAUCAAAGACAGAUGUGUGAUCAAGCAGCAUGACCUCCUCAAAUUCCCCACAUGAAUAUUUUUAUUGAAAUUCUUUCUCGUUGCUAUUUUGACAGCUAUGUAAAUUUUCAUUUUUCUUGACCUCUGUUAUCCAGCUGUAUCUUUACGUCAAAUGAUUUGUAAUACUAUGGGCCAGAGUCUCAGCUAGGGUAAAUCAGCAUAACUCCAUUGUGUGAUCCUAAACAACCUACAAUUCUCACAUAUCACUGAUUAAUAGAAUCCUUAGCUUUUCUCUUCCUUAUGCCUCCCCCAAGCCAUCUUGCCAGUUAAACACUUAAAAUUGCCUGAAGCAACACUUAGCACAGAACUAUCUACCUUUCCCAGUAUGCUUAAAUAAGUACCACAGUAAAUAGAGGCAUAUCCCUGCUCAGAGCAAUGGUCUGUGCAAAGACACAUAUAGAAGAAUUGUGAUUUAUUUAAAUCUGAGAAUAUUUUAGGAAGCAAAGCCACCAGUGUGCCUUUCAGAAUAAUGCUAGAAACACAGAGAAAGGUGAUUGCAUCCAUUUUGCAACAACUUGACAGCUCUGUAAGUCUGUGAAUAUCUGCAGUGGGAGUCAGGGAGUUCUCUGAAGAUUUUGAAGGUGCUGCUAUUUAUUGUCUGCACAAGCAAGUCAGUCUCAGGCUUGAAACAUCCUCUCCCUUUGCUGAGUUCUAAGCAACAUUCAGAGGUUCCCCCCUCCUUAUAUCUUUCACCCACCUGAUCCUGAUUAUUGAGUGUUAGUGCCGUCUAAGUGAACUGGAAGCCUCCAGGCUCUGUCAGAUUGUCACUGAAUAAGUUCCUAAAGGUAAUGUAUCUUGUACUGUGAAGAAUGAUGUAUGAUAGGGGAUGCUGGAAAGAAUCUUAAGGUUACUUUCUUUUAAAUCAGGCUGUAUAUUAUACCUUCAUUCUGUGGCUCUUUUUGCACUGGCACAGGUCUGUCUGAAAGACUAAUCUUAUCUUAAAAAGCCAAGUGUAAUGUAGUUAGCACAUUUAGAGUGAUACACCAGUUAUCUCUCCCCUCAUCCUAUUUCCUAAUGAUUUCCAUUGGGGGGCUUAAUGAACACCACAUUAUGUAGCCCUGCAUAUAAAUCAUGACAGCCAGUUACUGGAUUAACAAAGCUUGCUUUGAGCUCAAUGAAGCUCUUUUUACUGAGAUUAACUUUACCCUGAAAUGUGGAAAAUACCAAAAAAAAAAAAAAA